AUGCCAGAUCAAGAAUCACAUGAGGAAAUGCCAAAUAUAGAGUCAGAUCAAGAAUUAUACAAAGAAAUGCCAAAUAUAGAAGGAGUACACAGUAAAAUCAACCGAGACAAUAUUCAAGGGAUAAGUAAGCUGUCCAUUAGAAAGCUUGCUCUCAGAGCAGCCGUAAAACGUAGUUCUGCGCCUAUUUACGAAGAAACUCGAAACAUAUUGAAGACAUUCCUUGGUGGCGAUUCUGCUAGUUAUGCAGAAGUUACAAACCGUAAAACAAUCAGAUCCUUAAAUUUUGGACGCGGAAAAUCGUUUAUGGAUUUGGGAUAUAAUUCCUAUUAUCGCUAUUAUUCUCUUGCUAAAUUUGGUCUUUAA
Messenger RNA from Entrophospora sp. SA101, 363 nucleotides. NCBI's taxonomy places the organism in Eukaryota, Fungi, Glomeromycota, Glomeromycetes, Entrophosporales, Entrophosporaceae. The record is from the annotation of a GenBank genome assembly.